AUGCCUGCUGUCGAGGAUGACGGAGAGAAGCCUGGGUACAGCUACGCUACUCUGAUCGGCAUGGCCAUUCUUCGCGCUCCUAACCGUCGCCUUACUCUUGCUGAAAUCUACAACUGGAUUUCAUCCACAUUCAAGUACUACCGCGACUCCGAUUCCGGAUGGCAAAACUCCAUUCGUCACAAUCUUUCCUUGAACAAGGCUUUCGUCAAGCAGGAGAGGCCAAAGGACCAGCCUGGGAAGGGAAAUUACUGGACAAUCGAG
Molecule: messenger RNA, 261 nt
Organism: Saitoella complicata NRRL Y-17804
Lineage: Eukaryota; Fungi; Ascomycota; Saitoellomycetes; Saitoellales; Saitoellaceae
Product: fork head transcription factor
Exons: 1
Biological process (GO): regulation of transcription by RNA polymerase II
Molecular function (GO): RNA polymerase II cis-regulatory region sequence-specific DNA binding; DNA-binding transcription factor activity, RNA polymerase II-specific
Source: RefSeq, a predicted model, not a curated record